Messenger RNA from Peromyscus maniculatus bairdii (prairie deer mouse), 9038 nucleotides. NCBI's taxonomy places the organism in Eukaryota, Metazoa, Chordata, Mammalia, Rodentia, Cricetidae. The record is from RefSeq and is a predicted model, not a curated record.
AGGCAACCCGGAGCCACCUCAUACAGCCCCGAAAACAAAGGGGGUAUGGCAAAGGCCUUUCUGUCGCCGAGGUCUCAGUCACGGAUUUGUCCUGCGUGGCCGGUCCAGGACUAGAAACCGUCCCGGCAGCUGGGAGCUUGGUAGAGGCGGGGCGGCGAUAGCGCCACCCCCGGUCUCCUCCCCCGCACCGCCCAGCGGUGCGAAACUCUGGUUGGCUUGUCUAGUAAGUUGUACUUGAGGUCUAUCAUUUUGAAAAGUCCUGACCUCCUCCCGCCCUACCCUAGUCGGAGAACUCACUGAAGCUGAGUGUUUGGGGAUCAGGCCGGCUUGAAGGCUGCAAUCCUGGCGGACACCACCGGGCAAAUUCGGCGCCGCGGCCGGUGAGCGUGGGCGAGAUGCGGAGCAGGAGCAAUUCUGGGGUCCGCCUGGACGGGUACGCGAGGCUGGUGCAGCAAACCAUCCUGUGUUACCAGAAGCAAUCUGUAGUCCCCAGUGAGGCAAAACUUUACUUCUUCAAACGUGCUUUCUAAGAACCCAGUCACUGGGCUGUUAUCAGCCAGCCAUGACCAGAAGGAUGCCUGGGUACGGGACAACAUCUAUAGCAUACUGGCUGUGUGGGGCCUGGGCAUGGCUUACCGAAAGAAUGCCGACCGAGAUGAGGAUAAAGCCAAGGCCUAUGAGUUGGAACAGAAUGUGGUGAAGCUGAUGCGAGGUCUUCUCCAAUGCAUGAUGCGACAGGUGGACAAAGUGGAGAAGUUCAAGCACACGCAGAGUACCAAGGACAGUCUGCAUGCCAAGUACAACACGGCCACUUGUAGCACCGUGGUGGGUGAUGACCAGUGGGGCCACCUACAGGUGGAUGCCACCUCCCUCUUCCUCCUGUUCCUGGCUCAGAUGACUGCCUCAGGCUUGCGUAUUAUUUUCACCCUUGAUGAAGUGGCCUUCAUACAGAAUCUUGUCUUCUACAUAGAAGCUGCGUAUAAAGUUGCCGAUUAUGGAAUGUGGGAGCGUGGAGAUAAGACUAAUCAGGGCAUUCCAGAACUGAAUGCGAGCUCUGUGGGAAUGGCCAAGGCAGCACUUGAGGCAAUUGAUGAACUUGAUCUUUUUGGAGCCCAUGGAGGACGCAAGUCAGUCAUCCAUGUCCUACCUGACGAAGUAGAGCACUGCCAGUCAAUUCUUUUCUCCAUGUUGCCAAGAGCAUCAACAUCUAAAGAAAUCGAUGCUGGACUUCUUUCUAUUAUUUCUUUCCCGGCCUUUGCAGUAGAAGAUGUGAACCUUGUAAAUGUGACCAAAAAUGAAAUCAUUUCCAAGCUUCAGGGGCGUUAUGGAUGCUGUCGCUUCCUUCGGGAUGGUUAUAAAACCCCAAGAGAGGACCCACAUCGAUUGCAUUAUGACCCUGCUGAACUUAAGCUCUUUGAAAACAUUGAAUGUGAAUGGCCUGUGUUCUGGACUUACUUAAUCAUAGAUGGAAUCUUCAAUGGUGAUGCUGUUCAGGUCCAAGAAUACCGAGAAGCUCUGGAAGGAAUCUUAAUCAGGGGCAAAGAUGGGAUCCACUUGGUGCCAGAACUCUAUGCCAUCCCACCAGACAAGGUGGAUGAAGAGUACAAGAACCCACACACAGUAGACCGAAUUCCACUGGGGAAGCUGCCCCAUCUUUGGGGACAGUCCUUGUACAUCCUCAGCUCCCUGCUGGCCGAGGGAUUCCUUGCCACUGGUGAAAUUGACCCCUUAAAUAGAAGAUUUUCUACUUCAGUCAAACCUGAUGUUGUAGUACAAGUCGCUGUUUUGGCGGAAAACAGUCACGUUAAGGGGCUGUUGCGGCAACAUGGGGUGAAUGUCCAGAGCAUUGCUGAUGUGCAUCCGAUUCAAGUCCAGCCAGGCCGGAUUCUUAGUCACAUAUAUGCCAAACUUGGACGAAAUAAGAAUAUGAAGUUGGGUGGUCGACCAUAUCGGCACAUUGGUGUCCUUGGCACCUCUAAACUCUAUGUGAUUAGGAACCAGAUCUUCACUUUUACACCCCAGUUCACGGACCAGCAUCACUUCUACCUGGCCCUGGACAACGAGAUGAUUGUGGAGAUGCUGAGGAUCGAGCUGGCCUAUCUGUGCACCUGCUGGCGGAUGACCGGCCGCCCCACACUCACCUUUCCUGUCACGCACACCAUGCUCACCAGUGAUGGAUCAGAUAUUCAUCCUGCAGUUCUUUCUACAAUCAGGAAACUAGAAGAUGGAUAUUUUGGAGGUGCUAGAGUAAAACUAGGAAACCUGGCAGAGUUCCUCACUACCUCAUUCUACACCUACCUGACCUUCCUGGAUCCAGACUGUGACGAGAAGUUGUUUGAUGACGUCAGCGAUGGGAGCUUUAGUCCUGACAGUGAGUCAGACAUAGGAGGAUACCUGGAGGACAGCAGUCAUCCAGAAAGCCAAGAUGAACUUGACCAGUAUAUCAACCACCUUCUUCAAAGCACAUCCUUGAAGUGCUACCUGCCUCCUCUUUGUAAGAAAUCAGAAGACAGACAUGUUUUCAGCGCUGUCCACUCCACUCGGGACAUACUUUCUGUGAUGGCCAAAGCGAAGGGUUUGGAAACUCCAUUUUUUCCAAUGGUUUUGCCAACUAAAGUUCUGAGUGGACACCGGAAGUCACUGAAUCUUGUUGACUCCCCUCAGCCACUCCUAAAGAAGACUCCUGACUAUGACUGCCAGUGGCCCAGAGACGACCACGGUGAGAUGGACUGUGAAAAGCUAGUUGGGCAACUGAAAGACUGCUCAGACCUGCAGGAGCAAGCAGACAUUCUGUACAUUCUUUAUGUAAUCAAGGGUCCCAGCUGGGAUACCAAUCUGUUUGGACAGCAUGGAGUCACUGUCCACAGUCUUCUUAGCGAGCUCUAUGGAAAAGCUGGCCUGAAUCAAGAAUGGGGUUUGAUCCGCUACAUUUCAGGCCUGCUCAGGAAGAAAGUGGAGGUCCUGGCUGAGGCUUGUGCGGAUCUGCUGUCCCACCAGAAGCAGCUUACAGUGGGUCUUCCCCCUGAGCCCCGGGAGAAGACCAUCUCCACGCCUCUUCCCCCAGAGGAGCUCACAAAACUCAUCUAUGAGGCCAGUGGACAGGACAUCAGCAUUGCCGUCCUCACACAGGAGAUCGUGGUUUACCUGGCCAUGUAUGUCCGGGCCCAGCCUAGCCUCUUUGCAGAGAUGCUCAGACUCCGGAUUGGAUUGAUCAUCCAGGUGAUGGCCACAGAGUUGGCUCGGAGCCUGAACUGCUCAGGAGAAGAAGCUUCAGAGAGUUUGAUGAACCUCAGCCCCUUCGACAUGAAGAACCUCCUGCAUCACAUUCUGAGUGGGAAGGAGUUCGGUGUGGAGAGAGGCGUGCGCCCAAUUCACUCCUCCACAUCCAGCCCUGCCAUCUCCAUCCAUGAGGUGGGUCAUACUGGAGUCACCAAAACUGAGAGGAGUGGUAUCACCAGACUGAGGAGUGAGAUGAAGCAGAUCAUUAGGCGGGCUAGUGCUGAUGAGCAGUUCUUUCCUGUGGGCCAGGCUGUGUCCAACAGUUUGCAUUCCUUCAAGUCUGCGAGGUCCAGUACCCCAUCCUCCCCAACGGGCACGUCAUCUACAGACUCCGGAGGACAGCACAUGGGAUGGGGUGAGCAGCAGGGCCAGUGGCUGCGCAGGAGAAGGCUGGACGGGGCCAUCAACAGGGUCCCCGUAGGCUUCUACCAGAGAGUGUGGAACAUCCUUCAGAAGUGCCAUGGUCUGUCCAUCGAUGGUUAUGUCCUCCCGUCUUCAACAACUCAAGAGAUGACCCCGUGUGAGAUCAAGUUUGCUGACCACGUGGAGUCAGUGCUCAACCGCGUGUCCCAGCCCGAGUAUCGGCAGCUGCUGGUGGAGGCCAUCAUGGUACUGACCCUGCUCUCAGAUACGGAGAUGGACAAUAUCGGAGGCAUCAUCCACGUGGACCAGAUUGUGCAGCUGGCCAAUCAGCUGUUUCUUCAGGACCAGGUAUCAUUUGGAGCCACAGACACCUUGGAAAAAGACCAAGCCACAGGAAUUUGUCACUUGUUUUAUGACAGUGCUCCUAGUGGCGCUUAUGGUACAAUGACCUACCUAACAAAAGCAGUGGCUUCCCAUUUGCAGGAACUGCUGCCCAGUUCAGGCUGCCAGAUGCAAUAGGGCCUUACCCAUAAACACGACCACCCUCUGAAUCUGCACUCGGUCCCAUAGCCUCAUUGGGAAGUCUUUUCUGCCUUCCCCCCCGGGUCCCCUGUUCUGAUCCCCACCAGAAAGCUUCCCGGGGAGGAGAUGACAGUACUCAAGCCGGAAGCAAUGUGUGUUUAAGCCACAGAUAAAGCUGAUGAAUCCCUGCUCCCCUGAGAAGCAGCCUGGGAUCAUUUUCUAGGUUCAUUUCACUGGAACGUUUGUCACAGCAGCUGGGCUCCUGGACUCGGAAAAGGAACUGGAAAUUGGUCUCUUCUGAGCGCAGAGUGAACUGAGAAGCCAGCUUAAAUUGGCUCUCACCAAGAGUUACAGAAAUAGGUCCGAUGAGCUAGUGAUACAUGUUGAGGUGGAAAGAUCCCUCCAGCGACAAUAGCUAGACAAGCAGAGCUGGACAGGGGCACAGCCCAGCAGAGUGCAGUCUGUCUGAGGACCAAACUGUUCACCUGACAGAGUAAUUCGGUCUCUCUGGAAAUUUCUCCUAACCCCCACUCGGUUGAGGUCAUAUAAGUCUUCAUUGCCCACAUGAACUAAAUUGGCCCUAGUUAAUAUUGGCUCGUAGUCUUCAGAGGAUCUUGUCCUGACUGUCCACAGGCGUCUCCUCUCACCUUAGAAAAAUUCCUUAGCUUCCAGAAUCCAGAAAAAAACAACAAAAGGAAGGUGAGGCCCUGACUCUUCAGGUAGCCAGACUGUUUUAGGAGGGGGUCCCGUGGAAAGAAAGGCCUAUGUCCCUGCUCCCCCUGAGAUCACCACCGUGCAUGCUCAAAGCAUGAGUCAGCAUUUGCCAUGGAAAUCAGUGGGGUGUUCCUGCAGAAACAAUGCUCCCUUAAAAAUAGCCUGGGAACCCAAACCAUGUUUUUACAGAAGCACUCUCAGAUGGGCAUGGUUGGUACACUAUGCCAGAGAAGGCUGAGUCCUGGCAAAGUCUGGCGAUUCUUUCGCCAUUGUCCUGGUGAAUGGAGGUUCUUUUUAAGCCUUGCCUUCCCCAUGUUGGGACGGGGAUAAAUAACUGAAAGAGUAGUUUCUGUGAAUAAUCAGGCCUGAAGGACAAAGUCACCUAGUGGCCAAGUGCUACAUUCCCAUCUAGUUGUGAGAGGUUCCGAUUCACAGUGACUCUUCACCCCGGAAGUGGAAACAAGGCUGCUUUACUAUCUUCUCAGAGUCUGUGUGGAGAGGGGUCUUGGUGAUCAGAGGUGAACAGUAUCCCUCAGGGUGGAGAUUCGGGGCUGACUUCACUUUAUUCUCAAAACAGAAGGUGGCAGGGUGCCCUGCUGUUCCCUACCACUUCUAGGCAUUUCUAAAAACUGUCUUUACCUGUGUGUGUCCCUGUGAGUGUGUGCCGCCUGUGUGGGAGUCCCUGCAGAGGCCAGAAGAGAGCAUCAGAUUCCCCAAGAGCUGGAGCUACCGGUAUUUGUGAACCACCCUGAUAUGGGUACUGGGCCCCAAGCUCAGGUCCUCGGGAAGAGCAGCAAGGACCUGCUGAGCCAUCUCUCCUGCCCUCUUGGAUCUUCAACAUAAACCAGGGUCAGAGUCACGUGGUCCACUGACAGGUUCCCUGGUAGGUAAUUUCAAACACACGGUGAGACAGGAACAAGGCUUGGAAGGCACGGGAGAAGUUCUAGAAGCAGAGCCCCUCAGACUGGGCCCGGUGCUAAUUCCGCACACUCUUAGCCUGCCAGUGCCCUGGCUGUGACGUGAGAAGUGGCAGCUGCUGGGUUGGGCUCGAGAUGAGCCACAAUGAGCCAUUCACCGCAGCCUCGCAGCCACUCUCUGAAAUCUCUCCCCAAUGCAGUCCCGAAAUAGGACUGCAUUUCCACAGGCAGCGAGCUGCCAGCUUCAAAGGAAGAGAGCAGGCUUCCGAGACGAUCCCUUUAGUGAGCAGCCAAGGCCAUGGCCAAGAGGGACAGAUGUUUGCGGGGACGAUGACAGUCCCAUCCUGACAUCAGCCUUUGCCUGGAGGUGCUGGUGGGGAGAAGGUCUCCUAGCCCCUGUGGCCUCCGUCUUGGCUGGCUGUUCCCCCGCUCCCAGAGGCAUGGCAGGGAGCCUCUUUCCCGUCUCCCCUCCCAAAGCUGAAACGCCAGUUUUUAACCUUUGCAGGGGCCUAGAAUGUGGCCCUAGAGGACAGGUCAGUGAAUGCAGGGGUUACUUUCAUAUUUAACAGAGCCAGUUGAAAGGCGGCAGGCUGCCCUCUGGUCUGCUCGCCCCGGUUUUCCAAAGGUCAGCUCUGCUAUCCUGGCAUUGACACCAGGACUUGAUCUUGGGGAAAGGGAGUUGGCCUUUGUGUGCCUUAGUUUACCCAUCUGCCAAAAAGAGUAGGAGACCUCCUGACUGGUACAGAAGCUUCCUUUGGCGGUUAGGUGACCAGAUAUUCCCUAGGACAACACCAAGCCGUCUGAAGCGAAGGAACGCUAUGUCAUGUCCAGGUUAGUCUACCCUCCUUCUCAGCCUCAGCCAUAGGAAAGUGGUUGGCAGGCAUCAGCUGCCCAGAUAGGAAGAAUGCAAACAUUUCUUGGAGAACAAAAUGGGGAGCCCACCAGUCAAGUGGCAAAGAAACACUUGGCCAGUUGAUUGAUGCCAUUGGUUUCUGGACAAGAUGGCAGGAGCCUUGGCCUCUUUCCAUAAACUACAGUGGAGUCAUCUCUCCAUCCUGUUGACUUGUGCACAAGUCCAACAAGUCACCUUUGGCUUCUCUGCUUCCUUCUUGUCAAAGGGGACAACAGUCUCUCAUCUCUCCCUGUGUGCCAUUCUCUUUCAAGGUGACUCCAGCUUUUGAAGUCCCUGCCAUCUGCCACGUGCAGCUCUGUACUUUGCAGGAUGGGAGAACAUCAUCUUCCCAGAAUGCCGUCUGUUCUCCAGUAUUGGCCAUUGGUAGUUCUGCUUGUGAAGAAAAAAGCAGCACUUUGCCCUCCCAGAGCCCAGUCCCCCUUGUCUCUCUCCAUCAGAAAGCCAAUUAGGAAAAGCCAUAACCUCGAGUUACUGAGAGAAUUCUCAGAGGAAUGAGAAGAGCAGUUACUAAGAUUAGCUUCCAAUCUUCGGCUGUGUGUCUGAUUGAUGGUAGGGAAAAUUCCAUCAGAAAACUAUCUUUCAGGAGAAGAUAUGUGUGUGUGUUUUUAAGGGACUAUAAUGCCUUCUUCGAGAGACUGCACUCAGCAGAGACAAUGAGCUCUGACCGUGUGUGACUUUCCCCUUGCCUUACUGCAGUCCAUAACUGGUCUGAGAAAUGAACAAACGAAUCUGAAGGCAUGUGCAGCAUGCCUUCCAUGGCCAGGCAUCGCUAACUAAGCACAUAGAGACUUGGCCAUGCACGGUGGCAGAUAACGAGCAGCCCACUCAUUUCUGAAACCCUCAGAGGAAGGCACAUUGGCCAGGCUGCUUAUCCGAGAGUUCUUCAUGCUGAUCUGUUGACAUUCACAUCUCAGUUCUAAAUCUGGUGGCUGCCGAAGCCUUCCGCUUCCAGCUAGUGGAGGCGAGGUGCGGACGGCUUCAGGUUGACCAUGCUGCAUCUUCAUUGGGCACAAGGGAUAACUGCUUCCAUCGCUCUUUGUGUGUGUGUGUGUGUGUGUGUGUGUGUAAUUGUGCACAUUUAGAGACUAGAGGAAGACAUUGUGUAUCCUCUGUCGCUCUCCACAUCAUCCUCUCAAAUCAGGGUCUCACUGGAUCUGGAGAUAAGCUGAAAGCUAGCAGGCCUCCAGUCUCCACUCUCCCACACGCCCCGCUUGUGUGUGCAUGCAUCCAAGCACACACAGGAUGCUGGAGCUAGAGGCACAUGUGUGGCUGCACCUGACCUGUUCAUGAGUUUGGGGGUUUAAACUCAGGUUCUUCUUGCAUAGCAAUCACUCUUACCUGCUGAGCCCAGAGCCACCCACAUCUCCUAUUCAGAAGGAUCAGCCCAGCUACACAUUCAGGAUGGACUUGCCAAGGAGAAAUACCAGUCAGUAAUUGACUCUUGGCUCUCAUGGCCAUUGUGUCACUUUUGGCCAAAUGUCUCAGUUCUUACUUGCAAAUAACAGAAUCACACCCUAGCUCAGUAAAUGCAAAAGAUAUUCCAUAAAGAAGAUUGACUAAGUCACAUAUCACCAAACCAAAUCUCCAGCUUGCUCCCAGGCUCCCAGAUGCCCCUGAUGCAGGAUACUGCCACCAAGGCCAGAUGGGCCACCUCUGCCCUUCUGGAAACUGAAUGUAGGGACUGCCACCUGUCAUCAGCAUGGACUGUAAACAGCCACAGGCUGCCAGUACAAAGCCUUGGGCAGGAAUGCAGUAUCAGCUGGUGGAAGAGGCCAUUAGCUGGUCUUCUGCCUCUACAGUUGAGGCGGACUCAACCUCACAGUGUGGGGAUAAUGAAUAGGGUUGGGCCAGCCAUCCUAAACAAAUAGGAUUCCAGCCAGGAGUCUAGUUUUUGUUCUUUGUCCAGAAAAGAAGGACCCCCCCACCCCCCGUGUCUGAGCCGGAAAACUGGCUGUGGAAGUUGUGUGGAGAGUGAAGAGAGCACACGGGAACGUCCCCCCUGGCUGGAAACAGGACAGUUGUUUGUAUGUUCUCCUUGGAAGUACAGCUGCCAAGCCACGGUUGUCAGAUCGCCACUGGUAUCCAGGGACAGCCUCCCCCCCACCACCACACAGCCCUCAGCUUCCAGUGAGCUGUCAUAAAUCAGUCCAGCAAAGCUUGCAGGAGUUGCUGAUGGACCACACAUUCUUCGUGACCACAAGCCCAGCCCCAUUAGGCUCUCUGGACCCUGAGUGACAGCCCAUCUGGAACAAGAUGCAAAUGAUUGUCACAUCUUUCCUUCUAAGCCACUAGCCAGCUGGGGGAUUUAAAAAUAAAGAAUUGGAACAGAA